AUGGUUCGACUCAUUGUCGCAGCGUUCAUUUUUGGCUUGGCUGCCGGACAUGAAAAUGUUCAUCCGCCAAAGUCCAUCAUAGGCAUCAACCCUUUCACCCCUCAGGGUCGCAUUGUCGGAGGUCGGGAGACUAGCAUAGAGGAGCACCCUUGGCAGGUAUCUCUUCAGUUUCUUGGAUUCCACUUCUGCGGUGGAAGUAUCAUCUCUCAAGAUACAAUCCUUACUGCCGGUCACUGUACGGUCAGCUAUCCAGCCUCAAUGAUGUCCGUGAGGGUUGGAAGUUCCAGAACUGCCGACGGUGGAGCUCUUCAUGAUGUCCACGAGAUUGUACGCCACGAGAACUUUAAAACCAACAUCUAUGGUAUCCCGGAGAACGAUGUGGCUUUGCUCAAGCUGAAGUCUAGCAUCGACCUAAGCAAGACAACCCAACCGAUUCCUCUAUUCGAUCUGAAAGAAGAAGUCACCGAAGGUGUCUUGUCAACCAUUUCCGGUUGGGGUGCGACUAGAGAAGGUGGAAAUGCCCCUGCAGUUCUUCGCACUGUUGACGUUCCGAUCGUCACUAAGGCCGAAUGUAGCAAGGCUUACGAGUCAUGGGGUGGUAUCCCAGAGGGUCAAAUUUGCGCUGCCUAUCCAACUGGUGGAAAGGACACCUGCCAGGGUGACUCCGGCGGUCCUCUCGUCGUUGCUGGACGCCAAGCCGGUAUCGUCUCCUGGGGUAACGGUUGCGCCAGACAGGGAUAUCCCGGCGUUUAUACUGAAAUCGCAGCUGUCCGCGAAUGGAUCAAUGAGCACGCUAAUGUAUAAUGUAAAAAUGUACUCCCUGUGUAACAGAAUUUUUGUGCAACUAUAAAUGA
Messenger RNA from Nasonia vitripennis (jewel wasp), 854 nucleotides. RefSeq names its product trypsin-3-like. Gene Ontology annotation, molecular function: serine-type endopeptidase activity. Lineage: Eukaryota; Metazoa; Arthropoda; Insecta; Hymenoptera; Pteromalidae. Gene Ontology annotation, biological process: proteolysis. The transcript is spliced from 2 exons. Bases 1 to 804 code for a protein of 267 amino acids. The record is from RefSeq and is a predicted model, not a curated record.